AAAUAUGUGUCAAAAUUGAGCUAUUACUACUACUUGUGCCGGAAAAUAACAGUUCCACGGGAAUGGUGGCAAUUGCGAGACAAUGAACUCAGAGCGGCAUUUCAUCAAACAGUUGAUAGGCAGGACAAAGAGCCUCCCUCUGCUCUCCGUUGCUAUCUCAUUGGAGCUCAGAAUAUGCCUCCCAUUCUCUUCAUCGGCAACGCCCACCGGUACACCAAUCCAAACUCAUCGGAAGAAAAGCCUUUACACCUCGUUUUUCUGCACACUUAUCCAUCUCUUCCUUCGCUGUCAUCGUCUUUCCAGAGCCACGGAAACGUUCUCUUCAAUGAGAAAUUACAAUCUUGUCCCUGACCUUCCUUCAUGGAACCGUCUCUUGCAUCAUUUCAAUUCUGCAGGAUUGGUUGAUCAGGUAAUUAUCCUUUAUUCUGAUAUGCUUGCUUGUGGAGUGGCUUCUAAUGUGGUUACUCGCAAUAUAGUAGUGCAUUCGCUUUGCAAAGUUGGGAAACUGGAAAAAGCGCUUGAAUUACUUAGAGAGAACGAAAGUGACACUGUUACUUAUAACACUUUGAUAUGGGGGUUCUGCAGAAUUGGGUUUGUUGAAACGGGUUUUGGAUUGCUGUCUGAUAUGUUAAAGAAGGGUGUUUUCAUUGACACCUUCACUUGUAAUAUAUUAAUUAAGGGGUUUUGUGAUAAGGGUCUUUUGUAUAAUGCAGAAUUGGUGAUGGAAAUGUUGAGUGAUAAACAUAGGGGCGUUUGUAAAGACGUUGUCGGUUUUAACACUCUGAUUCAUGGAUAUUGUAAGGCUGUUGAGAUGAGUGGUGGAUUUGAGAUGAUGGAGAGGAUGAAAAGAGAAGGUUUAUCACCUGACAUUGUUACAUAUAAUACUCUGAUUAAUGGUUUUGGCAUAAUGGGAGAUUUUGAUGCUGCGAAUUGCAUCAUGGAUGAGCUAUUGGACUGUAUUGAAAAUAUAGAUGUAAGUUAUGUCGGUGAUAAAGAAAAACAUGACCAUGAUGAUGGUGAAAAUAAGGGCCUGGUAGUAGGAGACUUGGGUUUAGAACCAAAUACUAUUACAUACACCACAUUAAUUAGUAAAUACGUUAAGUGGUUUCAGUUUGAGAAAGCAUUUGCUACAUAUGAAGAAAUGACAAGGCUUGGCUUCUUCCAUGACAUUGUUACUUAUAAUUCCCUUAUAUAUGGUCUUUGUAAAAAUGGGCAGUUUCAUGAGGCCAAAUUACUUCUUGAUGAGAUGAGAAGAGUGGGGGUGGAUCCUAAUCACAUGACAUACUCUAUCUUUAUUCAUCACUUGUACAAAAAUAAGGCUGAAAAAGUUGCUGCUAACUUCCAAAGUCAAAUAGUGAUUAGAGGAGUGCCUUUCGAUGUUGUCUUGUUUACCACUUUGAUAAAUGGGCUUUUUAAAGUUGGGAAAUCCAGGGAGGCAAAAGACAUGUUUCAGACACUCUUGGAGUGUAACAUAACUCCAAAUCAUAUUACCUAUACUGCAUUGGUUGAUGGGCACUGCAAAUCUGGUGACUUUAAGAGUGUAGAGAUUUUACUGCAACAAAUGGAACAGAAAGGUGUUUUACCAAAUGUUGUCACAUUCUCUUCUGUAAUUAAUGGUUAUGCCAAAAGUGGAAUGGUUGAGGCAGCUAUUGAAAUAAUGAGGAAAAUGGUAAGCAUAAAUGUUAGCCCUAAUGUUUUCACAUAUAAUACCCUGAUUGAUGGCUGCUUUAAGGCUGGGAAACAUGAUACGGCUCUUGCUCUGUAUGAGGAAAUGCAGUCCAAUGGUGUUGAGGAAAAUGAAUUCUUGUUAGAUACAUUUGUGAAUAAUUUGAAAAAACUGGGUAAAAUGGAUGAAGCUGAGGCCAUUUUUAUGGAUAUGACAUCUAAGGGUUUGUCACCCGAUCAUGUGAAUUACACAUCAUUGAUAGAUUUACUCUUUAAAAAAGGGAAGGAGUCAGAUGCUCUUCAAUUGGUCGAAGAGAUGAAAGAGAAAAAAAUAUGCUUUGACACAGUAGCGUGCAAUGUACUGCUUAACGGGUUAUUGGGAAUUGGUCAGUAUGAGGUACAGUCUGUUUAUGCUGAAAUUAGGAAACUUGGUCUAGUUCCAGAUAUUCAAACUUUCAAUUCUUUAAUUGAUGCUUACUGCAAAGAGGGAAAGCUGGAAAGUGCUGUCAAAGUCUGGGUUGAAAUGAAGAGCAGUGGGAUAAUGCCUAAUUCAAUCACUUGUAAUAUAUUGGUGAAGGGACUUUGUGAAGUAGGUGAUAUUGAAAAAGCAAUGGAUUUGUUAAAAGAUGUGGUGACAAAUGGUUUUCAUCCUUCACCAGCUAUUCACAAAAUUGUUCUCGAUGCUGCUUCAGGCCAUAGAAGAGCAGAUAUAAUCCUGAGAAUGCAUGAGCGGCUUGUAGGCAUAGGACUUAAGCUUGAUCAGACUGUUCACAACACUCUUAUUGCUGUUUUAUGCAAGCUAGGGAUGACCAGAAAGGCAAUGUCAGUACUAGAAAACAUGAGAGAGAGAGGAUUUUCAGCUGAUACUACCACUUAUAAUGCCUUCAUACGUGGAUAUUGCAAAAGUUACCAAUUCCAAAAGGUUUUUGCAACAUAUUCACAGAUGCUGGCUAAAGGAGUUCCUCCUAAUGUUGCAACAUACAACACUAUGUUAGCAUCUCUGUCAGCCGUUGGACUGAUGAAUGAAGCAGCUGAUUUGUUCAAUGAAAUGAAGGGAAGGGGUUUUGUCCCAAAUGCUAAUACAUAUGACAUUUUAGUCUCUGGCCACGGGAAAAUUGGAAAUAAAAAGGAAUCCAUCAAACUUUACUGUGAGAUGAUUACAAAAGGUUUUGUUCCUCGCACUAGUACCUAUAAUGUACUCAUCUUUGACUUUGCUAAGGCGGGAAAAAUGAGACAGGCCCAGGAACUAAUGCAUGAGAUGCAAGUCAGAGGGGUAAUACCAAAUUCUUCAACAUAUGACAUAUUAUUGGUUGGAUGGUGCAAGCUAUCAAAAAGGCCGGAGCUUGAAAGGUCAUUGAGACUGUCAUGCCGGAGUGAGGUAAGAAAGUUACUUGAAGAGAUGAAAGAUAAAGGUUUCACUCCAAAAGAAACCACCCUUUGUUAUAUCAAUCCUGGCUUUUCAAAAUUGGGAGAAAAUGAUACAGAAUGGUGGUUGAACAGAUGGCACAAGACAAAGCAGAGUUGAUUCUUCAAAAAAUAAGAAGUUACCUAAGGAUGGAAUUCUCUUAUUUUUUUUGGUUUCUCUCUUGAAACAUCAGGUUAAGUUUUGUGGAUGAGAGAACCGAGCAGAUGAGAAGAAACAAAUAAGGCAAAGGACCUGAAGAAAAAGGAGAGAAAUCAGGACAAUUUUAUCUUCUUUUCAAGAAUUUCCAGCCGACAUGAUGAGAGCUUGAAGCAAAGUUUCGAGGAUAUAUCUGCACUUGAAGCUAAUGCCAGAACAUGUAUGAACCAUUGAAUACAGUGAGAGAUGUAUUCAAUUUUUGGCAGACUGCAAUGAGGAUCAAUGAGAUAUUCAGAGGAGGGUUGGGAUUUAGUUUUUAGAAGACUUCUCAAUGAUUGGGAGGUGGAAAGGUUGGCUGAGUAAUUAGGGAUGCUACUAGAUGGAGUGAUCAUAAACACAAAUGCCACAGACAGGAUGUUGUGGAAGCACAACAAAGAUGUCCCUUCUCAGUCAACAGUGCUUACAGAAGAGGUCUCCAGGUGAUGGCAGGGACACCAAAACACCUCUGGAAAUAUUUUUGGAAGGGGGAUAGCCCUAAAAAAGUGAAAUGCUUCACUUGGCUAGUGAUAAAGAGAGCUUGUUUAACACAGACAAUGUCAGAAUGUACAUCAGACCUGUCGAAGAGCUGGGUAAGGAGAGGAGGCACCAAGAGUCAAAGGAGGCAGUGAAGGUUAAUACCAUCAUUGUAUAUGGUGGUCAGUUUGGAAGGAAAGGAAUGGUAGAUGCUUCAAAAAUAGAUCCAAUUCCUUACACAAGGUCAAAUGGAAUUGUAUAGUAUCUCUAACUUUUGGUGUAAACAGUUGUGUAGUAGAUACAGAUCAGAUUGUAGAUUUGUUAGGAUAUCUGUAAUUGACACAUUUUGGUGGUGGACAGCAUGCCCUUAAUGCUGAAGAAUACAAUCUUACCAGUUUUUAAAAAAUAAAAAUAAAUUACCAAUCAUUUAACUGAGUGCAAAUGACUUUGAUUUAGAUCUUACAGCAUGAUGAAGACACUUUAAAUUACCUCAAGAUAUCAAGUGGUGUAGGAUUAUUGAUCUAAAGGGUUUUAAGUUCCAUUUCUUUCUUUGAUGCAUAACUUUCUCAAGAGUUCUGUCUUUACUGAAACCUAUCACAUGAUUGAUGAUGAUGAGUGUAAAUUGGAGAAGGCCUUAAUGGUAGGUUUUAACUUCUUGGGUUUAUAUCAUAUGAUCCUGUUAUUGUUUGCUCAUUUGAUGUGGGAUGUCUUGUUGGACCGACAUUUGAAUGGCACUAUCCAGGUAAAGGCUUGACUACCAGAUCCUAAAAGGGAAUUCAAAGGAGGAGUCAAAAUAUGCUAAACCUAUAAUCAGGACUGUACCUGCAAAAGAAUUUUCAAUACCUUUAAUCCACCAAAAAUUGGCAAAGAUGAUGAUGACAAUAAUGAAGAUGUUGUAGGUUCAACAGCUUUAAGUUGCCGUACCCAUAUCAGAUCCUCAAAAAAUGCACUACUUUUGGAGGAUUUGACACAGACCUGUCUAUAUUUCUGAAUAGUUGGAGCAACAAAGCUAUUAUUUUGUUCAAUUACACUGUAUGUGAUUCAGAAUUUUUGCCUUUAUUAUUUGGGUGUGCUGAUAGUUUUUUUGGUCUGUCCAUAUGAUUUUUUCAACUGUCCUUAAUGAAGAUGUUGUAGGUUCAACAGCUUUAUGUUGCCGUACCCAUAUCAGAUCCUCAAAAAAUGCACUACUUUUGGAGGAUUUGACACAGACCUGUCUAUAUUUCUGAAUAGUUGGAGCAACAAAGCUAUUAUUUUGUUCAAUUACACUGUAUGUGAUUCAGAAUUUUUGCCUUUAUUAUUUGGGUGUGCUGAUAGUUUUUUUGGUCUGUCCAUAUGAUUUUUUCAACUGUCCUUAAUGAAGAUGUUGUAGGUUCAACAGCUUUAUGUUGCCGUACCCAUAUCAGAUCCUCAAAAAAUGCACUACUUUUGGAGGAUUUGACACAGACCUGUCUAUAUUUCUGAAUAGUUGGAGCAACAAAGCUAUUAUUUUGUUCAAUUACACUGUAUGUGAUUCAGAAUUUUUGCCUUUAUUAUUUGGGUGUGCUGAUAGUUUUUUUGGUCUGUCCAUAUGAUUUUUUCAACUGUCCUUUGAGUCAUCAUCAUCACUAAAGAUGAGACGAAUGUCUUUUGUGGCAUUUUUCUUAGGUGAACGAUGGAAAUUGCCUGUUGUUGUUCUUUUAGUAUGUUACAUAUGUUUGUUAAUUCAACAUAAUCGUAGAAUAGUGCCAUAGCAUAAUUUGAAGAAGGUCAACAUGGAGAAUGUCCUCCAAAGUGCGAACAGCAGUUUGUACUUUGCCGAUAGCUGGUUGAAGAAAUGGAAUUAAUUUGGUAUGCACUAAUUACCUUAAAGAGUGCUUUUUUAUUCCUAAGGAAGUUGCAAUAUGAGACUCCCUUUUUUUCCUGUUUAUUUAUCAAAAUUGGAUGAGCAGUUUAUGUUCCACAUUGGAACUAUGCUGCCUAGCCCAGAGUUGAAAUUGCACUGAAGUCGGCUAAUGUUGCAAAGAAAGUAUCUAGCAUCAAGAUCCAGACUUGUGAUACCUUCUUUCUGUAUCUCAGAUAUGGUAUGGUUUCUUAAAUUUCUAUGUGGACGCAUGUUUUUCUUCUUUGUUUUCCUUACUGUUGCAGUAAGUUGCCAACGUAAUUGAGUGAGCUAUGCUUGUUUGAGAGGGUUUUUAGUUAUACCGUUAAUACUUAAAACGGUGCAGAAUUUUUCUGUGAUUGGUAUAAACCUUGUUUGGUUCAUUUUGUGGCCUUCUGAAUGGACUAUUCUUUUGUUGUCAAUUCUCUGAGUUCAAUAAUAUUGGCUGAAAAGAACCUUUUUUCUUUUCAAAAUACAUCAGCUCUGUCAUGGAGCGACAUGAAAAGGGGCUUCAAAAGUGCUAAUAGAUACUGUCUCUGGAUGUCAGAAAUUAUCUAGUUCUGUCACUGCAAGGACAGAAAGAUGCAUAAAGUUCAUUCGUUUAAGUUCGGGGCAGCUCUUACAUGUGCAAAUUUUCCUACUGGAUUUUGGUGUUUAGCUUAUGGCUUAACUGUUUCUGGUAUAUUUUAUUGUGUGUGGUGAAAUAUGCCUGCUGAGGAAAUCUAUGGUUGCUAAUAGUCGUGCUACUAACACAACAUUGAACUUGUAUUCUAGCUUAUGUGUUCAUUGUGUGUCUCUGAAAUUGCAUUUGAGUUUUUGCACCGAUGGAUUGUCUGCAUUUGUUCAUAAACCCAAACGGUUAUUGCUUCUUCAUUUCGUCCUCUUUAUCUCCGGCAUUUUACCUACCAGACUUUCUGUAUCAGGUGGAGCUUGAAACAACAUUUUGAGCUUCUGCAACUCAGUUUUGUGGCCUUCAGCUAAUGCAGUUACAUCAUGGGUGGAAUCAGCUCUUACAAUGCCGGCAUCAGUUAGUUUUCUUGGACUCGGACUUGUUCUCCGCACAGCUAGUCGUUUAUUUAUUAUACAGCUCAGUUUGUCCAAUGAAUAAAUGUAUCCUGUUAAAAUUACUAGAUGUGACAGAUCGAUCAUGAAAUUUUCUUGAUGAUCUUCAGUGCUAUUCCAUCAAUAAAGAGAAUUUCACAGG
Solanum pennellii is the source of this 6801-nucleotide messenger RNA. Its product is annotated as pentatricopeptide repeat-containing protein At5g14770, mitochondrial. Bases 83 to 3190 code for a protein of 1035 amino acids. Gene Ontology annotation, molecular function: protein binding. The transcript has 5 exons. NCBI's taxonomy places the organism in Eukaryota, Viridiplantae, Streptophyta, Magnoliopsida, Solanales, Solanaceae. The record is from RefSeq and is a predicted model, not a curated record.